Molecule: messenger RNA, 1299 nt
Organism: Juglans regia (Persian walnut)
Lineage: Eukaryota; Viridiplantae; Streptophyta; Magnoliopsida; Fagales; Juglandaceae
Product: protein LITTLE ZIPPER 3
Exons: 2
Coding region: 811-1038 (75 amino acids)
Source: RefSeq, a predicted model, not a curated record
GAGGGAGAGAAGAGAACCCACAAACAAGUGGCGAAGUUUGUCUUCUUCACCCAAUUUCUACAAAGAAAACAUUUACAGCACAAGAUGAUUAUUGCCAACAGUUGCCAACACCAGAAAAUUACGAAUAGGAACAGCAAUAAAAGGGGAGACUAGAAAGAAAUAGCAGGAGAAGAAGAAGAAAUAAAACAAAAGAGUAAUCGAUGACGAAGGAAGGAUCAAGGAAGAAGGGGAGAGGGGGAAGGAUGGUGAUGAUAGUUGGAAGCCAAUCCAAAGCAUCAUUGCGAAUCUUGGGACGGACCCCUAGCCCACCAUCAUUUUAGAAGCCCUAGCAAAAGCCACAUAAUUGUCCCUCUCAUAACCCAUUAUGGUGAAGAAGAUAGGUUGGCCAAAAUGCCCUCAGUUGUUUCCUGCCAAAACCCCGAGAAAAUCAUCAUCAUUCCCACGACCAUCAUCAUACAACCAAAAUACAUUAAAAUCUUUUAGGCUCCUAAGCCCCUAUUAAGCCGCCUUCCAUGCUUACACAUGCAUGAUUGUUGUGUCAGAGAGAGGGGCAUGUCCCCCCACACCCCCAUGAGCCCUCUCUCUCUCAAUUUUUGCUCUUCUCCUGAUUUUUGCUCUAUAAAUUAACGGCCUAUUUGUUCUCUUUGUCCCUCACUUCUCUUCACUUUCACAGACUCUUCCUUGGUUUUUAUUUUUGUACUGCUGCUUCUAGUUAGAAACCAUAUUGCUUCCUCGACCGAGGUUCCUCUAACCAACCACCUUGAAAAGGGGCAUUGCAGGCAGAAUAGAAAGUCUUUAUCUUUCAUAACAAUGGAAAGGCUGAACUCAAAGCUGUACUUGCAGAACUGUUACAUAAUGAAAGAGAAUGAGAGGCUAAGGAAGAAAGCACAGCUUCUCAACCAGGAGAAUCAAGCGCUUCUCUCUGAGCUCAAACAAAAGCUCUCCAACGGAAAUCCAAAAACCAAUGCUACAGACAAUAUUCCUGACCUCAAUCUCAGCUCCAGCUCGAGCCAGAAUCCUUCCAGUUCCAGUAACUGAUCACGCAGGAUAUAUAUCAUUGACUCCACUUAGACUUCCUUGCUCUUUUUGUGUAAAACCAUGCUCAGCAGUCUUAGUUCCAGUCCCAGUUAAUAUAGGACAGUAGAAGUAUCUUUCUACCAAGGUCACUUUUGCUUUUAUUCCCCAUCUUUUAUCAUAUCUUCUUUUUUGGGGUGGUAAGAGAUUGAUUACUACUGAACUACAAGGAUGUAUCAGGCUAUUUUCUAGAAAGACAUAUAAUAUUAUCAUAUUUUUAGCUCU